UUUUGCAUGCACUGCAUAUUUAUUAAGAAGAAUAGUUAUACAAGUGGAUUUCUUAUGCUAGCGUGUGUUUUUUCUUUCAGAUGAACACAGACCAAUUGUCCACCCUUUCACGUGUCCAAAGAACAGAUUUCACGUGACAAGUUUGGAUUUUCGAAUGUUGCCGAGCUUAGCGACCAUCAUACUUGAUCUGAUGUUUUAUUCAAAGACACCAGUUGAUGAGCAUUACGAGCCAUUUUUCCAUAUUUCCAUUGUGGAAGGAGACAUUUCUUUAGUGUUGGACAGUGAGGCUUUGUCAAGAUUUCCUGAAGGCUCUCUUUACACAAACACCAAUGACGAAGGAUGGAAAAUGAUUCGUGUUGGAGAUGCUCCCCUUGGGUUUGAGGAGAGUGGCAUAGUUGCGCAGUUAUCUGAACCUCUAACUGACGCUUUGUGUAGCUCUUUUUACAUCUGCACUUUCCUUUAUGAUCAUCUGUUGGUGCCUGAAAAUGAGAUUGACAAGGCAAUAGAGCUGCUGAAUUCUUUACGAGUAACAUAGAAUCGGCCAGAAAUUUGCUGCAAUUCAUAAAGCUUAAUUUCUCAGAUUAAAUUACUUUUAUUAGUUACAUCAUUCUAUUUUGAAAAAUGUACAUUAUUGACCUUACAGUUAUAAUUAUUGUUUCUAUUGUUAUUAUAUGCAAGAUGGUAAUAAUUAUUUAGUUUUUGAGGCAUAUUAUUUUGGAAGAUUGUGCAAUUUACCAUAAUUUGUGUACAUUUUGUACAGUAUGUUGAAGUUUUAGUCUGAUUCAUUCAGAUAUUUUCAAUUCGUCAAGCAUUAAAGAAGCAAUUCUCAUUUGUUAAUCAUUUUAUUGUACUUAGAAAUAUUUGAGUUAGUCCUCUUUGCAGUGAUAAUUAUUAUUAGAUUUUCAAUUUUUUUACUUAUCUUUACAUCUUCGACCACAAAAUUUAAUAGUUAUUUAUUAUAUGGAGAAGAGUGUUUUACUGGGAACUAAACCACUCGUAGAUUCCAUACGCCACUUCAUCCGGG
Orbicella faveolata is the source of this 1024-nucleotide messenger RNA. RefSeq names its product cytosolic arginine sensor for mTORC1 subunit 1-like. Lineage: Eukaryota; Metazoa; Cnidaria; Anthozoa; Scleractinia; Merulinidae. The record is from RefSeq and is a predicted model, not a curated record.